GACUAUUUGAAUGAGGAGGACAAAGUAUCACAUUGAGAUGCUAUAAGGAAGGAUCUGAAGAACUAUUUUUUAACUCGCAAAAGGACAAGAGUUUGAGGCUGAAGGAUGACCACUGACUACGACUAUGAUUAUAAUAUAGAGAACAACAUUCAUGAUAUCCCCCAUCAUGGAUGCUACUGGGGCAACGGUGCAUACACAUUCUAUGUGCUGACGUUGGUCGUCAGUAGCAUUGGCCUCCCCUUGACCCUUGCAGCCAUCUUCGCCAUUUAUUCUCUGGUGCGUAGGGAUCACGUCGCUCCGAUCUACGUCAUCAACCUUCUCAUAACAGAUUUAGUUCAGGUCUGCUCCAUGAUCAUUUUGGUCCAAGAGUUCAGUGAUUGGAGAGUCUGUCAUGCAUUCUUUUACAUUCAUCAUCUCGGUGUGAUGGUCAGCGUUUCCUUCAUGGUCGUUGUCUGUUUUGAAAGGUAUUUGGCCGUCGUCUGGCCAGUGUGGUACCGAUGCAGACGAAGCAUCAAGACAUCCGUGGUGGUCUGUGUUGUGAUGUGGAUCUUGCCUUUUCUUUACCUCCCUAUCUUUUUGAUUGUUUACAAUGACACAGCAGAAAUCGUCAUCGCUGUAUUCCUCCUCCUUCCGUUCCCGCUGUUCAUUUUCUUUUUGGUUGGGACGGUCAAAGCCCUCUCUACAAACAACGGUGUCUCUUCUGAUGAGAAACGACGAAUUCUGGCCAUUCAGGUCCUGGUGCUGCUUAUUUACACGUUGCUGUACCUGCCACGUGUUGUUUUUUCCCUGGAAGUAAGAUACAGACAUCGUCUCACCUUUGAACUUCUGACAAUCAUUCCUGUUCACUUCAGUCCUCUGGCAGACCUGUUUAUCUACAUUUUCAUGAGGAAAGGGAAUGUAGACAGGCUUUUGGCCUCUUUGUGUCCUAGCAAAAUGGAGGAUGAUAAUAUUAACAUAUUAACAGCAAAUGAGGAAAAUGUUGCCACAGUCGGGUCUGCGGAGGCAGAAGGAGGGGAAGUAGAAAAAACAGAUGGGGAAGUGUAGGCUAAAAGAAAAGAGCAGGAUUAUGCAGGAUAAAUACUGUCCACAAUGUGAUUAAAACUGUGUAUGCUACAAUUGGUCUGAUUCACUCCCACAUAUUAAACU
Cololabis saira (Pacific saury) is the source of this 1146-nucleotide messenger RNA. Its product is annotated as G-protein coupled receptor 4-like. Gene Ontology annotation, cellular component: membrane. The record is from RefSeq and is a predicted model, not a curated record. The coding region runs from base 106 to 1044 and encodes 312 amino acids. Gene Ontology annotation, molecular function: G protein-coupled receptor activity. The transcript is spliced from 4 exons. NCBI's taxonomy places the organism in Eukaryota, Metazoa, Chordata, Actinopteri, Beloniformes, Belonidae. Gene Ontology annotation, biological process: positive regulation of Rho protein signal transduction; phospholipase C-activating G protein-coupled receptor signaling pathway.